This is a messenger RNA of Radiomyces spectabilis, 1302 nucleotides long. RefSeq lists its product as uncharacterized. Bases 1 to 1215 code for a protein of 404 amino acids. Lineage: Eukaryota; Fungi; Mucoromycota; Mucoromycetes; Mucorales; Radiomycetaceae. The record is from RefSeq and is a predicted model, not a curated record. Gene Ontology annotation, cellular component: plasma membrane. The transcript has 2 exons.
AUGGGGAUUCUGCUUUGGAUAGCCAUGGCCUCCAUUCGAGCAAAAGGUUGGCAAGGUUACCCUUUGGGAUACCUUGUUGUUUUCCUCUUGAGCCUCAUCAGCAAAAUGCUGGCAGCCAAUGUACAACUGAAAAAAGCCAGUCUCGGUGAUUCUAUUUGGGCUAUUAUUCUCGGCUGUGUGUUGCGCAAUUUGAUUGCACUGAAGCGGUCAGCUCAACAAUUGCCACCAUGGUUGAAGGUGGCUCAACAGACGGAACUUUACAUUGCCGUGAGUUUGGUACUAUUGUGCAUCGAUAUCAGCGUACUACGACCCUUGGCUCCGCGUGCUUUGUUUGUGAGCUGGCUCGAUACUCCCACGCUUUUCAUGGUGGUUGCCUUUUUCGGUUGGCGUCUACUCCGCAUCGACAUGCAAACAGCUAUUAUCAUGUCCGGUGCCACCUUCAUUUGCGGUUCCUCAGCAGCCAUCGCUUUAGGUGCCAGUAUGGGCGUGCCUCACAAGACCGAGAUGCCUAUUGCUAUCAUCUCUAUCUUUACCAUUCCCAGUAUCAUUGCUUUGCCCUAUGUUGCCCGGUCCAUGAACUUCAAUCCCGAUGUCAGUGGCGCUUGGUUUGGUGGUUGCGUCGAUUCGACAGGAGCGGUCAUUGCCGCAGCCAGUAUUUACGGCGACAAAGAAGCUGUCAACACCUCCGCCGUUGUGAAGAUGAUGCAAAAUAUUCUUAUUGGUCCUAUCAGUGUGAUGAUGGCUUGGGGCUGGACUCGAUACGAACUUCGCACUGCCGAUAAAUAUGAACAAGAACCCCUGCGGCGUGACGACCAUCUGGUUGCCGAAUUGAACGAGACAACCGAUGUUUCUCUUGAAGAGAUAGGCGCCACAAAAACACCUAUCUCGAAAUUGCGAAAAGCAGAGAAGCCGUAUAUCCUGCUGUGGAAGCGCUUCCCAAAGUUCGUUUUGGGCUUUAUCAUCACAGCAGUGAUGUUCAACACAGCUGUGUCCGGCGACCCUGAAGUGAGAACCACUGUGAACAACUUUUGUUUCUACAUUUCCGAAUGGUUCUCCACGCUCUCGUUUGUGAGCAUCGGACUUGGUCUGCAUUUAAAUGACAUGAAAAAGAAUUUGCGUGAUCUAGGAAAACUGUGUACCUUAUAUGUAGUCGCGCAAUUAGUAGAUAUCAUCAUCACCGCCGUUUUAGCCUUUGUUGCCUUCACAUACAUGUAAAUAUAUCCAUUUUCUAUCGAGAUUCCAAUCACGAAAUAUAAAAAAAAAUUCAUUUAUGCCUCGAUCUUGAUUUUUGUUCUUUUCUAU